UCCUGACAGGGCCACAAAAUAAAGGCCCUCAUUGUGUGAAACUGAGCUGUCCAAAUAACUGUAGUUUCAUUUUUCCAAAGUGCCAGACCUUCACACAUGGCACUGAAUUAGUGCAGAGAAGACCUUUCUAAAUCAAACUGCUUUUUUUUAGAUUGCACCAUCAAGCUUGGGAUUCAGAAAUAAUCACUGCAUAUUAUGACUUAAGACAUUAAUGGAUUUGCCAACCUGAUAGAACAAAUGCCAAAACUGUGGAGGAAGUUAAGCUGCACAGAAUACUCUGGUGUCAAUGUAAUUUACUUAUUCCAAGUAAUAAUUGUAAGUUUUCUGGAUUUUCAGUUAUCUGUGAUUAUAUUUGAUAUGUUUUGUUUGUGUUAAAUCUUUCAAUUUAAUUCAAUUUGUGAUCUAGAUGCCAACGGAGCAUCUUACUUUAAAAUACUUCAAUGAAAACAUCACGUAAUUCUCAUUAAGACUGAAAACUUCUUGAUUUUGCCUCUGCUAGAUGAAUGAUGGGUAGUGCCAUUUCAAGUUGCUAUGUGUAUCCACUUGAAGGUCUGGAUUACUGUGGUAUGCAUGAACCGUGUUUCACACCAGGAGACAUUUCAUUGUGAGGUGAUUUCCAUUGUUACCAAGCAACAAAAAGCUUUCGGCUUGUUCAGUAGCUCUGAUCUUUUUGUGCCAUACUUGAUAAAUGUAUUUUCAGGAAAGAAUUCACUACUUAAGCCACUGCCUUGAUCUUUGAAGUUUCUAAGUACUGAUCUUCUGGAGGAUGACCUCUAGCUUUACUGUGGUUUUUUGUCCAGGACUUCAGAAACUUGGAGAAACAGGAGUGAGUGGCGUCUUUUAAGUGUACUGCCACAUAAAGAUGAUAGAACAGAUGACCAUGGUUUCUCCUGGAGCUGAAAGGCAAGCAAAUGCCUUUAAAAAGUCUACCUUGUCAGCUGAACCAGUUCACAAGAUGGAUCGCCAACAGUAUCGAAGUCUGUUAAAGAAGAUGUGCAUGCCUGUUGUGAGAGGUCCUGAGAACAGACAUAACUUUGCCAGCUUUGAAGAGAAAAAUAGUAAUUCUUUCCUUAAAUUCAAUCCAUUAACCCCUGCAGAAGGGCCAAAUUACCCUUUAUUCCCACACCGGGAUGAUGUGCCAUUAGUAGACCCCUGCUCAGGUUUUGUGAGUGCAGGAGCAGAUGCGGACCUGCAGCCCAACGUUGGAAGAGCUAUUGAAUCCCUGGUGGACUAUAGUGAUGUGAAACCUCACCAACGGGUCCCCUUCCCAGCAAGGAAUGGCCUGACUAUGCACAAGAGGCACAUGGUCCUCCUGGAGGAAACCAACCAGGACAGGAGGUGGAACUCCAGGGCUGUGUCAGCUGCUUCUGUCAGGGCACAACUCGGAGGUUGGAGGACUCCAGUGAAAGUUGCUCCUGUUCUACCUGACAAACCCCAUAUUUUUGCAUUUUGUAUGGAUCCCAAUCUAAAGGACUCAAGUGAUCCUCCUACAAGAUGGAGAGAAGAAAAAGCAAAGGACUAUGUCUACAAGUCAAAUAUCCAAAAAGCUUAUGAAGAAGUUCCUUGGGACAGUAUGUUGCCUUCCAAAAUCCAGCCUCCAGAAUCAACAGUGGAAGUGUUGGCUGAUCCAGUUUCCCAGUGUUUCACACAGAAGAGAUACAAUCCUAAACCUGAAAUAAGCCAAGUUGUUGGACGCAUUUGGGACAGAUUUCAAACAAGACCUUUUCCCUCUCCACAGAGACCUGUUAAUUUUGUAAGCCAAAGCUCUCGAACCUGUCAUAUUCCUCUGUAUACUGGCUGUGUUGGUGCAGUAAAUGUUGAAGACAUUGACAAUGCUGACGUAGACUUCAUCCCGCUUAACCAUGUCCGAACUUCAAAGCCUCGCUACACAAACACUGCACACACUCCAAAUAUCCCUGGAUACACUGGCAAGGUUCAUUGGUCAGCAACCCACCCGGCAAAUUCUCAUCUUCCAUCAACAACCCCAUCAAUAAUUGCACGGAUGCAUGGAUACAUAGCAAAACAUGGAAGGUCAUCUCAGUAUAAUCACCAGGGACCUUUUUCUCAAAUAGUGACUCCAGUUAGUCCUCAAAAUGCUUUCAACAAGACAGAAAGAAAAACUACUACAGUUUAAAAAGUGUCAAUCCUUUUUACCUGCAUUACUGAGAGGAGGAAGGAAACGUGUGAAGAUAUGUGGAUACUUUAAAUACAGAACAAAAAUAAAAUAACAUGGAAGUGGAUGUCUAUGGUAGUCCUUAUUACAUUAUUCUCAUAUUGGUGUCUUACUAGUGUUGACAGUUAAAACCAUAUUAAAAACAAGAGGAAUCAUAAGUCAAAGACUUGAAACUUUCUCUCUGCACUGGAUCGCCUUGUUUACUAAGGUAGAAAAUGAUGUUGUAGCUGUUCUAUUAAUUCACAUAAACAUUUUGUGUAUAUACAUGUAUACAUGCAGACACACAUAUGUAAAUGCAUUAUUAACUAAGAAAUCAUUACAAAGUACUAGCCCUUCUCACCAGCUGUCCUGAGUGUGCCCUGCAAAGAUGGUUAAGUGUCACAGAGUGAGAUUUUAAUCUUUACCUGGUGUGGCUCUGUGUGUAGUAAAUAAAAGGAGACAGGUUUUGUUCUCUGGUCUAGAGGCUAAUUAAGACUGUGUGGCUUGCAUCCAUGCUUAAAUUCUCUUGUGCUUAAACUGAAAACAGUUAAACAGGGAAGACAGUGGGCCAGCACUUAAGCCUUUGUCUUGGUACAGUUUUAUUUUUUGGUGGUGGUGUGGACACCAUGAGGAAGUUGCAACCCUGAGAAAGAGAAGACCCAAUACAAAUUUGUAGUUCAGGAAGUUGUCUUGUGCUCCAGAGGCCAAAACAGUCCAAAUAGUGGAUUCCAGUUUGGACAGCCUGACAGUUUGCUCAGAAGUUUCUGUCCUGAAGUCUCUGGUAUUAUCCAAACAUCUAUAUUCCUGCUCCUGCUUGCUUUUCUCCAGUAGGCUUUUGAGGUGCAUUUGUGUGUAACAUAUUUGUAAGAAAUAACUUUCCCAGAGCCAGUUAAGGGCUUUCUGUGAAGGAUUAUAAAAUGCACCCAUGGCAAAAGGCCUUUUCAAGAGCAGACCAAAAGCUCAUUGGAAAUACCAAAAGGUAGGGAAUAUAAAGCACAGAGCCAGAAGGUAGCAAAUCCACAGAAAGAACUAACAUCCCUCAACAAAGGGCUUAGAUCCUCAGCAAAAAUAAUUGGAACUGAGCAUCCAAAUCCCUGACAAUGUUGAGCAAAUCUCAAUCACAGAGGAUAGACAAGCCCCUAGGGAAUGUGAGACGACAGCUAAGCAAGACAAGCACUGACACUAAGGUAUACCAUUUCUCCUAAGAAGACUAGCAGAUUGUUUAUCCUAAAGUGGAGCAAAAAGAUUCCAGUUCUUGAAAUGUCUGACCUAACACAGAAAGUAUAUCACUUUUAGCUUUCUGUAUUUCCAUCAUGCACAAAUCACUGAUACCCGAUUUUUUAAAAGAGAGGGUCUCAUCUAGUCAGUUUAUCUGGAUGCAUUCAAUUAGAACUUAGGGGUACAUAUGCAAAAUUAAAGCAUAUGUACAAGUACAACCUGCCUUUGCCUUUUGUAUUUGUCCUUUUGGGAGCUGUGCAUGUACACAAGUCAGUGAAUAUUUUUAAAUGAAAACAGAGCCUCUUUUGCAAAUUGGGUUUAUUAUUUCCUGUUCAAAUGUUAUGUAUCAUAUACAAUUAUUUACAAAUUUGUUACUGGUUACAAAGGCUGUGGCAAUACAUAUGCUUGAGAAGGAUUCCAAUUGAAUCUUUUGGAGCUCCAGCUCUGCAGUGCAGAGAGAGUGAUCUGACUUGGGUAAGAAUGUAGGAUUUGUCUUUAUGCAAUGCAAUGCAGCAUCACAGGCUGUAUCUUGUACAGAAACUUAGAUUCCAUUCAAAUUAGUGUAUGAAAACUGAUCAUAUUUUAAACCAGCAGUGGACUGAGAACAUUGAUUGCCAAGACAGGUGCCAUCGCUUGAGUAAGUUCAGAUUAGUUACUUUAUGUAUAAAAGCAUUUUACACAUGGCGUAAUUAAAGCACCAUAAUCUAAGGAGAUGGGAGCUAUAUUUAAAAUAGAGCAGGCUGUCAUCUGGAUAACUCAGCAUAGUUUUAUCUGAUUUUACAGGUUGGUUAAGAGACAGAAUCUCUACAUCUAGAGAGUGAAAGUUGUGUGUGUUAGAAAUCCUCUAGAUAAAUCAAAAUUGUAAAAAAUGUGUAAGGAUGAUUUACACUUCUCCAUACUGCUAGAUCAAGCUGAGGAAAUUUAUAAAAAAAUAAACAGUGGGGAGGAAAGGUAUUUUUUAAAGUCAGUUUCUAGUUACUUUCAGUUUCUCUGAAAACUUAAACAAAGAGCAACAAGCCCUUGGGCUUAAAGAGCAAAUGGAAAGGAAAUGCUUGUAUCCAAACUAUAAAGAAGUCCCUCAUUUCACUUAAAAUAAACUAAUUAGAGCAACAAAAAGCAUGUUUUCAACUGCUUGUCCCAUUAAGAAGUUCUUAUGAUUUUGACAAAUCUAUGUUUUGAUCUUAAAAUUAUAAGAUAGCAUUCCUUGAAACCUUGAGGGGGAAAAUUUUCAAUAUAUUGAAACAGAAGAACUUACAAACAUAGUAAUUAAAAAAUAAGUAUGUGACACAUUCUAUAUAAGGCCUAUUCCUGUUUCUGCUGGCUGAAAUAGCAUUGCUCUUGAUAAUAAAGACAGAAGGGAAUUCUUGCUGUCAGGUCAGUCCUAUAAAUAGCAGUUUCAUGUGAUUCAUGGUAUGGUGAACUGGUUAUUUUGUGGCUUUUCUAUGCUGUCCUAAAGAGAAAUAAACCCUCCCUUAGAAUAUCCUUUCACUUCAUACUGUGGCAUAUGACAGAAAGUAUAUGAUGUAAAGUAUAUGAAAGAGGGUUGCUGUUAAAGAAUCUCGGUUUUUCCUCCAGUUAGAAACCAUUGAACAAAAGCUUUAGUUCGUGGGACAACUUCUGCUUUCCAUCUGUUAAAUGCCUUGCUGAAUCAUAGAUGUUGUUAAUCUAUACAUGGUAUUCAUAAUUCAGUCAAAUUUCAAGUCACUAAAAAUCAUUUUUGGAUCUGUUCCUUUGAGUUAUGGCAUCGACACCAAGAUGAACAGGAACAGAGCUGGCUUCCGCUGUGUAGUAAAACCACUGAAAAACAAUGCUGCCAUGAGAGAAAUGGUUUCCUGGGUAGAAUUUAGUUGGUUUUCCCUUCUACAUUCUUCUAAAGGCUUCAGAAAGAGUAGUCUUCUAAAGCAGAGCAUUUACAUCAUGCAAAAAGUCACUACAUUUGCAGCUUGUUUCACAGGAUUUCUCUUUAGAACCAGCAGGCUUUGGAAGCUAAAUGAUUUGAAGUCAUUUUAUGUAAAGCAGUUGUUAGCACAGUGGCUGUGCUUUUAA
Columba livia (rock pigeon) is the source of this 5416-nucleotide messenger RNA. It is a transcript of the gene SPMIP7, whose product is annotated as sperm microtubule inner protein 7. The transcript has 9 exons. Bases 863 to 2134 code for a protein of 423 amino acids. NCBI's taxonomy places the organism in Eukaryota, Metazoa, Chordata, Aves, Columbiformes, Columbidae. The record is from RefSeq and is a predicted model, not a curated record.